Talaromyces stipitatus ATCC 10500 is the source of this 1245-nucleotide messenger RNA. Its product is annotated as histone H2B. The record is from RefSeq and is a predicted model, not a curated record. Gene Ontology annotation, cellular component: nucleosome. The transcript has 3 exons. Gene Ontology annotation, molecular function: protein heterodimerization activity; DNA binding; structural constituent of chromatin. Gene Ontology annotation, biological process: nucleosome assembly. NCBI's taxonomy places the organism in Eukaryota, Fungi, Ascomycota, Eurotiomycetes, Eurotiales, Trichocomaceae. The coding region runs from base 121 to 543 and encodes 140 amino acids.
AACUUUCCUCUCCAUUUACAUCUACGCGCUCUCACGACUCAACGUUUGACUCUCAUCCACCCUCAUCAACCAUCCCAACCUCAUCUUCGAUUUUCGAAUCCACAUUUACAUUCAUCAAAAAUGCCUCCCAAAGCCGCUGAGAAGAAGCCCAGCACUGGUGGCAAGGCCCCAGCUGGUAAGGCUCCUGCUGAGAAGAAGGAAGCUGGCAAGAAGACUGCCACCGCUGCCUCUGGCGAGAAGAAGAAGCGUGGCAAGACCCGAAAGGAGACCUACUCUUCUUACAUCUACAAGGUCCUCAAGCAGGUCCACCCUGACACUGGUAUCUCUACUCGCGCCAUGUCCAUUCUCAACUCUUUCGUCAAUGACAUCUUCGAGCGCGUUGCUACUGAGGCUUCCAAGCUUGCUUCCUACAACAAGAAAUCCACCAUCUCUUCCCGAGAGAUCCAGACUUCGGUUCGCCUGAUCCUCCCCGGUGAAUUGGCCAAGCACGCCGUUUCGGAAGGAACCAAGGCUGUCACCAAGUACUCUUCAUCCGCCAAAUAAGCGUCUCGCUUUCUCUUUGCUUUUCUGUUUAUGUCAAUUACAUUUUUUUUUUUUUCAUUGUUUGAUUUUGCUGCUUCGCGCUCUGGCAACUUGGAGGCGGCGGGUUAACUGGGUGUUCGCGGGUUUCUCUAAUGUGUCAUGGGACGGUCUGUUUUUAUUUCUACUUUUUUUUUCAUCCUGAAUACCUUCGGCCGAAAUGAUUUUACGGUUUGUGAUUCCAAGUGGUGAAGGUGUAACAUAACGCUGGAAUUGGGGAUAUUGUUCAGAACAAUUCCAACCUCUAACUAGAUCUUGAAAUCAAGCUUUAGUGCAUUCAAUACUGCUGUGCAUUCGUACUUUAUUAUCAGUUUGUAACGCAACGUCUACACUAACUCGCUAUCCUCGUCAUCGUCGAGAACUUCAACCUCAUCCAGCGCCGCUUCUCUCUCCAUCGUUGGUGUCGGCACAUUUUUAGUGUCGACAAUGUGAAUAAUCGCCUUUCCAUUCUCCGGACGCGAUGAAGUUAUACGCCGUUUCCAGUCCAUCCAGUCAUUUUCGUCUCUGAUCAAAAAUCCAACCAACAUACUCGGGUCCAUAUCGUCGAUAUGAAUGCGUCGAAGGCGACGUGUAUGGCAACUAUCAAUUUCUUCUUGGGUAUAUGCGAGAUCGCCGGUUUUGUACGGAAGCGCGGGACGAGUAUGGUGUGGAUCGAGAUAGAAGAAG